This is a messenger RNA of Nematostella vectensis (starlet sea anemone), 1014 nucleotides long. RefSeq lists its product as uncharacterized. The record is from RefSeq and is a predicted model, not a curated record. Gene Ontology annotation, biological process: proteolysis. NCBI's taxonomy places the organism in Eukaryota, Metazoa, Cnidaria, Anthozoa, Actiniaria, Edwardsiidae. Gene Ontology annotation, molecular function: aspartic-type endopeptidase activity. The transcript has a single exon. The coding region runs from base 1 to 1014 and encodes 337 amino acids.
AUGAAUGCUAAUGAGGUUCCACAACCACAGGGAGACCAGCGAUUUUUCUUAGGAGAUGUAGAAUCGGACGGAACAAAGAAUCCAUGGACAGUUGAUUUGUUAAUCAACCAGAAACCUGUUAAUUUCAAGAUUGACACGGGGGCUGAUAUUACAGUUUUGUCGGAAUCGACUUAUAAUCAUCUCCCAAACCCUCCAAAGCUAGAGCCAGAGCGCGCUGAUAUUUCAAGUCCAGGAGGAAAACUGAUCUGUAAAGGACAAUUUCUGACUGAAGCUAAGCCAAAUGGGGAGGCAUACCAGGUUAAGAUGUUUGUUAUUGCAGGAGAGCAAGUGAACAAUUUACUAGGACGGGACACUGCUUGUAAAAUGGGUCUAGUACAGAGAGUUGGAGAAGUUUUGUUUGACGUAUUCGGAGAUAUUGGUCUUCUUAAUUGUGCGCCAGUGAAAAUCGAGUUACGAGAGGGUGCACAACCGUAUCACGUCAAUACCGCCAGACAAAUCCCGUUCCCACUCUUACCUAAAGUCGAGAGUAAGCUGGAUAGAAUGAAGCGCGAAGGUAUAAUUGUGGAAAUUACAGAGCCUACUGAUUGGUGCGCGCCUAUGAUUCCAGUCGCAAAGAGUAAUGAGAAGGUCAGGAUUUGUGUUGAUCUGAGACGACUAAAUGAAUCUGUGAAGCGAGAGAGAUAUGUCCUGCCAACCCUUGAUGAUGUUGCGCCCAAGAUGGUUGGAGCGACCUUGUUUUCAAAGCUCGACGCGUCAAGUGGAUUUUGGCAAAUACCCCUCACUGAUGAAAGCGCAAAGCUUACGACCUUCAUCACACCACAAGGCAGAUUUUGUUUCCGAAGAUUGCCGUUUGGUAUAACCUCUGCACCCGAGAUAUUCCAGCGAUGCAUGACAGAUUUGUUGAAGAACCAAGAAGGAGCAUACGCGAUAAUGGAUGACGUCAUUAUCGUCGGAAAAACCCCGGAAGAACACGACAAAAGAUUACGCGAGACUUUGAAGAUCAUUGAAGAAUAG